Molecule: messenger RNA, 1893 nt
Organism: Anthostomella pinea
Lineage: Eukaryota; Fungi; Ascomycota; Sordariomycetes; Xylariales; Xylariaceae
Source: the annotation of a GenBank genome assembly
AUGUCAACCUUAUGCUUCGCACCCGGCCGUGCCUGGUAUCGCAGAACCAAGGCCGCAAAAUAUGAGUACAGGCCGCUGGAACGGCCGACCGAUGUCCGCCUCGUCACUAUCCUACCAGGCAAUUUUGGCGACUCUAUUCGGAUUGAGAUCGCGCACGCACCCCUCGAUGCUGCCGCUCGCGAAGAACCGAAGCGUCUGUCAAUAAAGGAGAUACAAGAGACUCUGCCAAAGAAGUGGGACGCCUAUGAGGCCCUUGAGGGGCGUGUUCUUUUCGAAGAUGGCAAUUCAUGCACUACCUGGGAUCAUCUAGAUCCAGAUCUCAGCUGCGAUGCCUACGAUCCCGUGACUACUGACAACCAUGGAGACUCUGUUCCUGCUUAUGAGGCCCUGUCAUACACAUGGGGUUCUCCAGAGAAGAUGGACACAGCCAUGGUGGAGAACAUAGCGAAGCGACGCGACUCCUUCUCUGGACCACUCGGUAUCGCUACAGGUGUCUCUCGAGCACCAAGUCUAAACAUCACCCGCAAUCUUUCAGAAGCCUUGAGGCACCUGCGGAAGCCCGAUCAGCGUCGAACAUUGUGGAUCGAUGCCAUUUCCAUUAACCAGAAUGAUUUCCAAGAGCGAAGCGACCAGGUAGCACGCAUGGGCCUGGUGUACUCUCUCGCGAGCAGAGUCGUAGCUUGGCUUGGGCCGAGCUUUCGAGACACCCGACUCGCCUUCUCAGUACUAGACACCAUUGGCAUUCAUGAGAUGUUGUUUGAUUUCCACACCCGCGCGUGUGCCGAUGAUAGGGACAAGGUCUAUGGUCUCAUGAACCUGGCUCACCCAGCCGUCAGCAAGCGAAUACGCGUUGACUAUUCGCGGUCACCUCUGGAGGCGUUUCAGCAAAUCAUCCUAGCAGCUCUGGAGCAGGAGAAGCGACUUGCACAGCUCCCUUUGAGUGGGCUGCGACAUUCAGCACCGCGAUGGCCAAGCUGGGUUUCCGACUGGUCGCAAACGGUGCCUCUCACUGUCCCUACUAAUCUUGGCUUCUAUGCCAGCGGAGUCUCCGCUGCUCGGGCUAGGCAUAUCCCACCGGCGAAGCUGGAGGUCACUGGGCGAUACUUCGUGACAAUGUCAUCGGUGAUUGGUCGUGUGAGCGGAGGCCUGUCGGACAUCGUCCGGCUGUUGAAAGAUAUGGGAGUUGAACGGCUGAAAUGUUCGCGCUAUCUCACGGGCGAGACGCAGUGGAACGCAUACCUGCAAACACUUACCUUGAACCGCACGGAUAACAGACUUGCGCAUCAGGAAUAUCCGACAUUGCACGCUCUGAGUGAGGAAGUGACCCGGAUGGCUUAUGCUCCCGAGUCCAAGCUAGAGACGACGCUGCCGGGUUAUUAUGUAGACCUGGUCGAGAACUGGUCGAAAGGGAGCCUCCUCUUCGCCACGUAUAGUGGCCAUAUAGGCAUCAUCGACGGCGCGGGGCAGCCAGGGGACGAAGUCUUCGUCGUGCUCGGAUGCAAUAUACCCAUGCGUCUCAGACCGUGUCGGACCGGCGAAUACGCCGUCGUGGGAGACUGCUACGUACACGGCAUUAUGGAUGGCGAGGCCUUAUUGGGCGCUGUUUCGUCGCAUUGGAGUUUUCGCGUCGUACAAGAGCCGGACGGGGAGAUCAGGGCUUAUUAUCGGAAUACCGACACUGGAGUUAAGACGACGGAUGACCCGCGUCUGGCGGGUAUUCCGUUGCCGCCGGAAUGGGAGCCAAUGAAGCGGGAGUGGACGCGUGCAGAUCCUGUUGGUUGCAGGUGGUUCCGGAAUACACAGACCGGAAAGAUCGUUAACUCGGAUCCGAGACUCUUCCCGGAGACGUUAAUUGACCGAGGGGUUGAGCUCAGGACUAUUACGCUUUUAUAG